AUGGCAAUCCAGACUGGCGUUCACCAUCGAACUCUUCCACGUCCCGAGUCCUGUGACCCGGAUGAUGCCGCCUACGUGGACGACGACGAGCUCAGUUCAUCUUCCGAUGACGGAUCGGACUACUCGGACUAUACUGACGACGCCGACGACUCUGAGGAUGGUUACUCGACCCCCAUGACUGAGCCGGUCUCUGACGUCGAAUCCCAUCUGCUGGCAUCACAACGACCGCAGAAAUCUCCCGCCAGCACCUCCAACCGCAGUCAGAUUCCCGCCAUAUCGCCACGGUUGCCCAAGAACCGCGAUGAACCAGACGACGACACCGAUGAAGAUAUCGCGAACGUCCCGCUGGACUAUGGCAGGUCAGGAAAAACGAAGAUCAACGGGGCGAGGAUUGAGGAACGAUGGCACAAAUAUUGUGGUGUGAAAGCGGUCGAGGACAGUGCGCUCCCUAAAUGGAGCGAUCCUGAGGUGGCCCUCCGGCAAGUGACGACGAACGAUGCUCAUCGAUUCUUGAACUACUGCAUGAAGCUCAAGCGAGGCAAAAACGACCGGCUUCUCAAAGGGAUCAAGAAAGCGAGCGCCCUCAGAGCGGAUUGGAAGUCUUUGCAAGGGUAUUAUCGAAGGAUUACACGGACCAGCUUCACUGACGUACAGAAUGAAGAGAUCAACGCGGGCAUUCGAAGUCUCAUCGAUAAAUGGAACUUGGACAUGGAGGAGCGCGAGAAAACCGGGGUGUAUGUUUCAGACUUGACUGCCUUCAAUGAAACCGUCCUCCGGACAACCGAGAAGCGAUGGCACCUGGGGUUUGAGCGGAUCCAGAUCUGCCUCUUCACCAUUCUAGGGAUUUUCACGCUCAACCGAAUCUCCGCGCUGCUCUCGCUACAGUUCAAGCACCUCCAGUUCUCGAUUCAACGAGAUCCCCUUGGCGGUCCUCCGAUUCCCAUGGUGGAACUACGCGCCGCCCACACGAAGCAAUUUCUUGGUACCGAACAGCAUAAUAACUUCCCGUUCCCUGAAGUCGUGGACGACCCAACGUUGAUCUUCAGCCCUCAUGUCUUCCUAUUCGGCAUCCUAUUUCACCUGGAUGCCUUCGAAGCUGACGGGCUUCGGUCCAUGGAAGACGUGCGUGGGCUGCUGGUUGCUGAGGGCUGUGAGCAAAUGGAGCUUUAUCUCAAGCCUGACAUCGAGGAAUAUUUUCUCUUCGCCAUGACCAAGGUGGUCGGCGGGAUUCCAACCGUGCAGUGGGAGACACCUAUCAACCCCAGUACAAUGUCCUCCCGACUGCAAACCUUGGGAGAGAUCCAUGGUUGGCUACAUACCUUCUUCGCUCACCGCAUGCGGUACGGUGGCGGGAAGAAGUUGAACGAGAGCGGCUGUGUAAGCGAAGCACAACAGAAUCUCAUCAUGAAGCACGCCUCCAUCCGCACGUUCUUAAAUCAUUAUCUACCACGGAAUAUUGACACUGACAUGCAGAAUAUCAUGAACGGUCGGAAACCCAACACGGUGUUGAUGCAUGCUAUCAGGCGCAUUAGUCGCUGGAUUGACAAGCGGCGUCCCCGAACCAUCAGCGAGCAGGACCGAGCGGAGUUGUAUCAACAUCCGGAGUAUCUGGCGGCGGUGCGCGAGCGUGAUGAGCAAGCCAUCCUCUGCCAACAGAACCCAAGUGAACAAAACCAGUCCUGGCUGAAUCAGCUGGACGCAGACGUUGAUAGAAUCUUCCGUCGCCUGUGCCGAGUCCGGAGGAAGGAAGUACGUGCAGCAUUCAGUCGGAAACAGGCAAAGAUCGAUAUUGAACGUCAACGUUCGGGGAGCGCGUUCCACAAUGAGGAAACGAAACACAACGUCCAGACGGUUGCUCAGAUACCUCCCGAAUUGAGCCGCCUCCUGGAGAAGUUAUUUACGUGGCCUACAUCCCACUCCCUUGACGAUGAGUGGGCGAGGCGGAAUGCAGCCACGAAGGCUGUCACUGAGUACUGCAGCGUAUGGGAAGGGGGACCUAUACGUGGUCGCCCAAAACGAGCUUCACCAAGCGACGACGAACUCGAUCAAAUAAAGCCGUCUAAGCGCGUGGCCAAGGCGGCACCAACAUCGAGUGUGCCAACAUCGGAUUCACGUGAUCCCUUGGAGGAAGCCAGACAACAUAUCAUUCGUGUCGGGCAGCAAGAUCGCAAAAAGCCCAACGCCGAGAAACCGAUCAUUUGUUUCCAGUGCUUCGGUAAUCAGUUGCUCCCAGAACACAAGCGCAUCCAAAAAUGGUCGAGGCCGGACGCGACAGUGCGACAUUUUCGAGACAAACAUCUUCCAGAUCGGCGGUGCAAUUUCUGCAACGACGGCGAGAUCUUUCUGCAUCAAAUGCAUUUACAAAAUCAUGCAGCGGCGGUCCAUCGCCUCGUCACCGGAUCCAGGGGAUGCUGAUCUUGUGUG
Talaromyces stipitatus ATCC 10500 is the source of this 2424-nucleotide messenger RNA. RefSeq lists its product as uncharacterized. The transcript is spliced from 5 exons. Lineage: Eukaryota; Fungi; Ascomycota; Eurotiomycetes; Eurotiales; Trichocomaceae. The record is from RefSeq and is a predicted model, not a curated record. Bases 1 to 2415 code for a protein of 804 amino acids.